Messenger RNA from Hepatospora eriocheir, 213 nucleotides. NCBI's taxonomy places the organism in Eukaryota, Fungi, Microsporidia, Hepatosporidae. The record is from the annotation of a GenBank genome assembly.
AUGAUGACAUCAGAUUUAACAAAUGCUUUAAUUGAUGAUGAAGGUGAUACACUAAAUACAACUAGUACUGUUGGACCAGCAGCAGAUGACAACGAAGAUGAUGAUGUGGAAGAUGAUUCAGAUGAAGGAUCUAGUAACAGAAGUGAAAAUGGAAUUAAAUCAAUUCUUACAUUAUCAGGAUUGGGAAUAUUAGCAUUGUUUUCAAUCCUCUAA